This is a messenger RNA of Cephus cinctus (wheat stem sawfly), 946 nucleotides long. Its product is annotated as cytochrome P450 4c3. Bases 144 to 431 code for a protein of 95 amino acids. Gene Ontology annotation, molecular function: iron ion binding; heme binding; oxidoreductase activity, acting on paired donors, with incorporation or reduction of molecular oxygen. The record is from RefSeq and is a predicted model, not a curated record. The transcript is spliced from 2 exons. NCBI's taxonomy places the organism in Eukaryota, Metazoa, Arthropoda, Insecta, Hymenoptera, Cephidae.
UGCAUUAUCUCGAAAGGGUUAUUAAAGAAACUCUCCGACGAUACUCAAGUGUACCUGGUGUAUCAAGACAAUUAACUGAGGAUGUGAAACUCGGUAAUUAUACAGUACCUAAGGGUUGUAUAGUGAGCCUGAAUAUUUCUCAGAUGCAUACCGAUCCAGAAGUAUGGAAAGAUCCUCUGACCUUUGACCCUGAUCGUUUUCUACCAGAGAACUUGAAGAAUCAUCAUCCAUACGCCUUCGUUCCAUUUAGUGCAGGACCGCGAAAUUGCAUUGGACAGAAAUACGCCAUGCUGGAAGCAAAAAUUAUCCUCGCGACUGUUUUCCGAAAAUGGAGAGUCAAGAGUCUACUGAAGUAUAGUGAGAUGAAGGUGAUCCACAAGUUCAUAAUGAAACCGGUUUGCGGAAUUAAUUUAUAUUUCACACCAAAAUAAAUUGCAAGUAAUAAUGUUACUGCAAUUGUUUAUCAUACUGUUAUUGUAUUGUAAAUUUAACGAUAUAUUUUAAAUCCAUGUUACGUGUAUUGCGACACGUUAGAGAUAUCAUAUCGAAACCAUUCUGUCAAAUUAUCUCGCACUUUAUCAAAGUAUCGAACACUCUAUGCUCUUUACGUUUUAUUUUUUACAUUAAACUUGUAUUUACCGUUGAUACGCAUAGUGUAUUGCAUACGGAGGUGACAUGUAGGAUGCCACCUUAAUAGUGCACAUAUGUAAACUACUCUUUGAUUAUUCGACUAACAAUGACAAGCACUUUUUUUGUACAUGUCUUCGACUUAUAAUUAACGAUCACGGCAGAUUAAAUAUGAUGAUAACGUUGGAUAUACCGGCGAGUGAUGUACGUACAAAGGAACCUUGAAAAAACAUCACGUUAUAUAAUAUCGUGAAACGGAAGUAUGGCGCUGUGAUAGAAAAGUCCUUUCGUCACUGAAAUAUAGUCAUAUGUAGGCUCA